This is a messenger RNA of Lactuca virosa, 2009 nucleotides long. The record is from the annotation of a GenBank genome assembly. NCBI's taxonomy places the organism in Eukaryota, Viridiplantae, Streptophyta, Magnoliopsida, Asterales, Asteraceae.
GCCCUCUCAUAAGUCAUUAUCCCUUCUAAACAGAAGAGAAGGGAUAAAAGUGAAAUUUUAGAAAUUUCGCCGGCGAGGAGGCGGCGUUUAUAUAGAUCCUGCUUCAGAACUCAUUGCGACGGUGACAAUGCCGCCAAUGGAAGGGUCAGAAAUCGGAACCCUAGAGAAAAUUCCGAUUUGGCCAACGAACCCCUCAACGGGUAACCGCCGAAGAAGGCCGCUCAGGAGCCGGACUGUCGAUACACUUCUUCAUAUCCUGUCCGUUUGCUAUGCCGAUUCUUCUCAUAUCACUCAAAAUUCAGAUAAGGAUGACACUCAUAUAGAAUCAGUCACAAAAGAUGAUGUUCUCUUCACUUGCACCAAUAUCAUAUCAAAUGAUUCAGAACAUCAAGAAGAAACAAAUGUAGCUGAAACCAGAGUGAUUUUAGGUACCCAAGAAGAAAGUUUAUGUAAUACUAAUUUACAUGUGGAACCUGUUGAACAAGAUCAUAACAUAUCAGAAGAAAGUUUGGAUCUUUCUUCUCCUCAUUUAGACACAAAUAAAGAUGUUGAAGAAGGAGAAAUUUCAGGAGAGUUUACAAAUUUGGUUCCUGAAGAUAAUGAUGUGGAAUCUGUGGACAAAACAGGGUCAGAAGAACAUGAAGAUUUCACUGGUAUCAAUUCAGGAUUUGAGAAAAAUAACAGUUUGACUUUGACCCCCUUAUCUAUUAACAAAGCUGAUGAUAUUGUGUCUGCAAAUAACUUAAUAAAUAAUGCAACCAAGAAUCAAGAUUUUGGAUUCCCAAUUAAGGAUAAGGGUGCCCAAAAUAAUAAAAAGAGACAGAGAUCUUGCAAUGAUGAAAAAGGAACAAACAAAAAGGCAAAAAAGUCUGUUGACCAGUCAACAUGUCCGGAAGGUUUAACAAAAACUGGUGAAAACCCUGAGGAUGCUUCUGCUAACAAGGAUGCUGAUACUAAGAAGAAAAGAGAAGCGGGUUUUGACUGCAGAAAGAAAAGCAAAGAAAAAGCGAAAAGAAAAAAUCAAACAUGCCAUGAGGGUGAGAAUUGUAAAUUUUCUCAUGAUACAACCCCCUUGACAAAAUCCAAGCCAUGUUGUCAUUUUGCACGCCAUUCUUGUAUGAAAGGUGAUGAGUGUCCAUUUGAUCAUCAACUCUCAAAGUAUCCCUGCAAUAACUAUCUUUCAAAAGGCUUCUGCCCACGUGGUUCAGACUGUAUGUUCUCUCACGAGGCACAACCAAGUGAAGCCUCCUUAAACCCCUUAAACGAGUCAACUUCUGAACAAAAGCUGAGUUCCAAAUUACAAAUUAACAAUCAUACAGCUUCUUCACCAAAACCAUCUGUUCAAAUUCAACCACCAAAAGGUGUAACUUUUAUUUCACGUGAAAAAAUCGACACAAAACCAAAAUCGUCUCCUCAACCACCGAAAGGGAUAAGCUUUUUAUCGCAAGAAAAGUUACCACUAGAAGCCCAAUCGUCUCCUAAGGUAAAUUCCGAGGGUGAAAUGACCAAAACGCCCCCGGAAAUUCCCCGGGGGAUAAACUUUUUGUCGUUUGGUAAAAAACAUUCCGACGAUGGGUUUUCUUUCAAGAUUGGGAAGUCUCCGUUGAGCAAGCCGGAGGGUAUAAUUGUAAAUGUGGAUGAUGGUGUUAAAGUUGUCACACAAAUUGACAACAGUGACAAGAUAAGGACAAAUUCAGAGCCUCCAGCUCGAAAACCGAUGCCUGUGCUGCCAUUUUUGUCAAGUACAUCACGGAGAACACUUGAGUCGACUUUAGCUUUUGCGGCUAAGUUUGACUCCAGUGUAAAGGGAAUAUGAGAAGUUUUGAGUUUUGACCAUGGGCGUUAUGGUAAUUUCCACCAUGUCAUUGUAGAGAGAGAUCAUUGUAUUUGUCAUCUUCACCUCCAAUCAUAUCAUCUGCAAGUGCAGGGAGUCUGUUCGGGUUUCUAAUAUGGUGUUGUGUAAAUAGAGUGGCUGUUGAGUGAUUUUGGUUCAUAUAUAUACAACAAAU